GGUUGGCAGCGCCACCGCAAGGCAACCAAGGAGUCAAAGUUGAGCCGAGAAGCGCGGUGCGCGCACAGUUUUUCCAACUUGGGGUAGACCGGAGAUGGAGGAGCACCUGCCCCAAUGUGGGCGCAAAGGUGUCAAUCAUAUGAGCGCAUCGAAAUGGCUGCAAAAUCAAACUCAGUGAACAAAUAGCAACUACUCAAGCUGAAAUCAAAAUUCAAAGUUUGAACGCCCUAGGAGUUUCGGCAGUUCUCAGUACAAACUACAGAAAAACACACGGGUGACAACGCUAAUCCCCCAAAAAACAAAAUACAACACAAACGACGAAAGGAACAUAAUCAGAAAACCGACGAAGGAUAAGCGUACAGGAUGUCAGGGGCUGCAGAACACUCAGAUGAAGAGUCCUAUGCAGAGGAGUCCUUCGAGGAGGACUCGGAGUCGGAGGUGGAGGUGGAGGAAGAAGAGGUUGAGUAUAUCGAGCCAGAGGUGUCAAAUCCAAGUGACGCUCUUCUGUUGGAGGAGAGCGACACCCAAAGCGAGAGCGAUGUGAAAGCCGAGUUUUUUAGCGGCAACGUAAGUCCUCCUCUACAGGAGCUGACUAUUUCCGAGUUCAGUCUUAAUCCGCAAACUGCAUCGCGCCCACAGCCACACGCCCGUCGCCAGUUGGGCGCCCGAAUGGUGUCCUACCUGAGUUCCUCCUCCGAUGACGAAAGCCAAGUGGUCAUCACCAAGACGGUAGCCGAGGUAAAUCAACUAAUUCUGCGAAUGGACACGCCUCCGGAGGAUGAGACGCCCUCGGUGCGCACUCUGAUGCCAGGCAGUGCCCAUUCCCAGGUUAAGGAUGAGGACGAGGGUGAAGACGAGGAUGAUGACGAGAUCGAUGACGAGGAUGAUAACGAAAAUGAUGACGAGAAUGAUGACGAGGAUGCUGAAGUCGAGGAAAUCGAAGAAGAGGAGGAAGAAAUUCCAGGAGACGAAGACGACGCCCAAAGCGAUGGAUCCAUGGGUCGUCAAUCCGCCGACGAGAGCGACGAGGAUGAGGGCACAGAUGUGGAAGUGGAGCAGCUGGAGGAGGAUGAACCAAUUGUAACAGCUGUGUGCGAAAAGCCGGUCCAGAAGGAGAUGCCACCGGCCCAGAAGGACAUUGUUUCGCUGGUGGAUGCCAGUGACAACAGUAGUGAGCACAGUGUGGCCACCAUGUGUGCAGCAGGAGACGAAACAGACAACACCUUAGCGGAGUCUCCCAGAUUACGAAAGCAGCAACCAGUUACUACAAAGGAAUCGCUAAAGGAGCAGGAAGAACCGGAAGAUCAAAUAGAAGAUCACAUGGCUAAGCACAAUGCACAUUUAAAUAGUUGUGAUUCGUUGCCCACAUCACAGCCCGAUCUGGCUAGGGUUCGGUACCUGGAGCAGCAGAUGACCCAGAUGUCGGAAUUGAUCAUGAAGUCGUUCCAGAUCAAUGGAGGAGCGCCAAAUAGCCAAGCCUUCGAACAGCUUGCCAUGGCCACGGAAAUGUUGCAGCAACGUAGUGACAGGCGCGGUGACACUGAAUCCGAGAUGUCAUCGAUGACGGAAACGACUAUGACCAGUGCCAGGAGCUUGGGUGGAGGAAUUCGUCCCCUGAGGAUGCGGAUGGAGCGUUCUCAAGAGGCACUACUCACGACGCGAUCUUCCAAGCUACUCAGACCCAAAUGCAGAUGUCCCUCGGAAGCGGAUUUAAUCGAACACGAGCAGGAACUGGAUUUGGGUCACGAGUUGCCACAUGACCUGGCAUCGAACGUCGGCUUGGACAUGGGAAUGGGCGAAGGCUACCUCGUAGACGAAUGUGGCCAGGGCGAUGGACUCAUGAGGCAUCCACAACAGCGCAAACCAAUGGAGUUCAACAGGCGAGCGGUUAGCGGAACUCCAAGCACCUUCACCAGCGGCGGUUGCGAGUAUCAAAUCAAUGUAUCGCGUUCCCGCUGCUCCAAUGAUAAGAUUAACUAUAAAAACCUUGGGCGCAAAAGCUUUAGCUUUACGAAUCCCCAAGUGCGCGAGAUCGAGCGCCAGAAUCAGAUUCUUCUGCGCAAGAUGAUGACUGUGAAGCCCACGGCGACGAUCAAGGCCAGCACCAGUAGUAUAAAGAUCAAUGGGCCCGAGAAGCGACAGACACCUCCGGCGCCGCGACUCACCAGCGCUGCUGUAAACCGGAAGAAGAAUCAGCGCCAGAUCGAUCUGGACAACGAUCUGCUCAAGCGGAAACUGGAGGCCAUCGGCACCCGGCGACCGCAAUUCAAGUGACGCCUCCUCCACGGGCAGCUCCAACUGUGUUCAUUAAGUAAUUAAAAGUGUUUAAUGCGAAU
This is a messenger RNA of Drosophila sechellia, 2336 nucleotides long. It is a transcript of the gene hmw, whose product is annotated as hemingway. The record is from RefSeq and is a predicted model, not a curated record. NCBI's taxonomy places the organism in Eukaryota, Metazoa, Arthropoda, Insecta, Diptera, Drosophilidae. The transcript is spliced from 4 exons. Bases 364 to 2274 code for a protein of 636 amino acids. Gene Ontology annotation, biological process: spermatogenesis.